AAAAAAAAAAAAAUGACUGAAAAAUCAACACAAAAAAACGGUUCGAAAGCAGCAUUUGAACAAGUUGAAUUGUUUGAAUUCUUCCAGAUUCACUCUCCUUUCAACGUUAUUCCACUCCAUAUUCUCAUACAUUGCAUCUCAAAUAAUAUUAUACAUACCUUCAAUCAAGUUCAAUUCACCACAAAAUCUAUAUCUCCAUCUUUCACCUUAUCAUCACAAUACUGUUAUGACAGAUACAAUACCUCAAUCUCCCGUAAUAGAACCUGAAAUGGACAAUAGAAUAAUAAAUCCAGGCUCAAUCCAAAUAAAUGUCACUGGCGCCUUCAUAGUGGAUGAAGAAUUAUAUGAAGAUGAAGAUUCAAUACCCGAAACUAGUGAUAUUGCUUUACCAUAUCAAGAUGCUGAAAAUAUUUCACAUAUUGCUGUUGAUAUUGGUGGUUCUUUAGCUAAAAUCGUUUAUUUCACUUCUAAUCAAAAUUUAUCAGAUUCUGGUGGUCGUUUAAAUUUUUACAAAAUUGAAACUGAAAGAAUUGAUGAAUUUAUUGAAUUUAUUGCUAAAUUGAUCAAAUUUUAUAACAAGAAAAUACAUAUAAUGGCUACUGGUGGUGGUUCAAUAAAAUUUUAUGAUCGUUUGAAAAAAGAUUUAAAUGUCCAAGUUUCAAAAGAAGAUGAAAUGGAAUGUUUAAUUCGUGGAUUAGAUUUCUUUAUAACUGAAAUACCAAAUGAAGUCUUCCUAUACACUGAACAAAAUCCAAUGGAAUUUGUUAAUCAUUCCAAAAAUAUCAUUUAUCCUUAUUUAUUAGUCAACAUUGGUUCAGGUGUUUCUAUAAUCAAAGUUAUGGGUCCAAAUCAGGAGGAUUUCAUUAGAGUCGGGGGAAGUUCCUUAGGUGGUGGUACUCUUUGGGGGUUAUUAUCUUUAUUAACAGAUGCUAAUUCGUAUGAUGAAAUGUUGACAAAUGCUGCAAAAGGUGAUAAUUCAAAAGUAGAUAUGUUGGUUGGUGAUAUUUAUGGAACUGAUUAUAAUAAAAUUGGUUUGAAAAAAUCAACAAUUGCUUCUUCAUUUGGUAAAGUUUUCAAAAAAAAACAUCAACAAAGUUUUAAAAAUGGUGAUUCUGAAUUAUUUGCAAGUGCUGAUAUAAGUAGAUCUUUAUUAUAUGCUAUAUCAAAUAAUAUUGGUCAAAUUGCUUAUUUGCAAGCAAAAAUUCAUGAAGUUAAUCAUAUUUAUUUUGGUGGUUCUUAUAUUCAAGGUCAUCCUCAAACGAUGAAUACUUUAUCAUAUGCCAUAAAUUUCUGGUCCCAAGGAACUAAAAGAGCUUAUUUUUUGAGACAUGAAGGUUAUUUAGGUGCUUUAGGUGCCUUUUUAAAAAAACAACCCGAAGGUUGGGGUAGAAAGAAUUCUUUUAAAAUGGAUGAUAAUUUGAAAACAAAAAUUAGAAACAUUUUGAAGAAGAAGGAUUAG
This is a messenger RNA of Hansenula anomala, 1459 nucleotides long. It is a transcript of the gene CAB1, whose product is annotated as pantothenate kinase. Lineage: Eukaryota; Fungi; Ascomycota; Saccharomycetes; Phaffomycetales; Wickerhamomycetaceae. Gene Ontology annotation, cellular component: nucleus; cytosol. Gene Ontology annotation, biological process: coenzyme A biosynthetic process. The record is from RefSeq and is a predicted model, not a curated record. Gene Ontology annotation, molecular function: ATP binding; pantothenate kinase activity. The transcript is spliced from 2 exons. The coding region runs from base 227 to 1459 and encodes 410 amino acids.